Molecule: messenger RNA, 561 nt
Organism: Entamoeba histolytica HM-1:IMSS
Lineage: Eukaryota; Evosea; Mastigamoebida; Endamoebidae
Exons: 1
Cellular component (GO): membrane
Source: RefSeq, a predicted model, not a curated record
AUGGCAUCACUCUUAGCUAAAGCCAUUGUUAUUGCAGGUAUGCUCCUUUUUGGGACAUGCACUGUUGUAUUCCAAAAAAUGAUUUUCUCAAUUGAAGGAGAAGGACUUAAUGGAGAUGUUCAUUCAUUUGAAAAACCAUGGUUCCAAACUGAAAUGAUGUUCAUAGGUAUGUUUGGAUGUUUAUUUGUAUUUGAAGGAAAACAUUUAAUCCAAAAAUUCUUUGGAAAGAAAGCUGAAGAAGGACAUGAAACAAAACCAGGACAAUCUCAUUUCAAAACUUAUUUAAUUGUUGCUAUUCCAGCUUGUUGUGAUCUUUGUGCUACUGCUUUAUCUAAUGUUGGUUUAUUAUGGAUUCCAGCAUCUAUUUGGCAAAUGUUAAGAGGAUCAAUGACUAUUUUCUCUGCUAUUUUCACUAAAGUCUUCUUAAAGAGAAAAGUAUAUGCUUAUCAAUGGGUUGGUGUUGCAUUUGUAGCAUUUGCACUUGUUGUUGUUGCAUUCUCAUGUCUUAUGGCACCAACAAAAGAUCCAAUUAUUGUAGAAGAUGUUUAUGGUGAUUAUAGU